AUGUCUAGUAUUCUAAUCGUUGGAGCUACUCGAGGCCUAGGAGCCUCUCUACGCGCACUAUACUCAUCCAAGCCAGCCACCCAUGUAUAUGCAACAGCACGUUCAUCAACCCCUGAACCAAGCCCAGGAGUCACCUGGCUAACAGGCGUGGAUGUGUCCCAACCAGACGUGGGUCAGAAGCUUAUCUCGCGACUUCCAUCAGCAAAGCUUUCAACCGUCAUCAUCUCAGCGGGAUACUUUGGGUUCGAAACAUUCGAUUCCCCAGACUGGGAUAAGCAAGUGCAGAUGUAUACCACAUCUGCGAUCGGUCCUGUCUUUGUGGUGCAUAAUCUGGUCAAGGCGGGCUUACUGGAUCAGGGGAGUAAAGUGAUACUGGUUAGCAGUGAGAGCGGGAGUAUCACGCUUCGUCAUGAGAAAGAGGGCGGAGGCAACUUUGGUCAUCAUGCUAGUAAGGCGGCUUUGAAUAUGGUUGGAAAGCUUUUGAGCUUGGAUUUGAAGCCUAAGGGGAUUGCUGUGGGAUUGGUUCAUCCUGGUUUUAUGCGGACAGAGAUGACCAAGAGUGUUGGGUUUGAUAAGUAUUGGGAUGCAGGGGGAGCUGUCACCCCAGAUGAAGCAGCGCAAUCCCUUGCGUCUUUCAUCGAAGGUUUUGAUAUCAACAGGACAGGGGAAUUUUGGGCACCGAGAGGGCCAAACGAUAUUGGCACAGCCGAAGAUGUUCUUGGAAAGAACCUGCCAACCCCUUUGCAGUUGCCAUGGUAA
Messenger RNA from Penicillium canescens, 759 nucleotides. RefSeq names its product oxidoreductase, short chain dehydrogenase/reductase family superfamily. The record is from RefSeq and is a predicted model, not a curated record. Lineage: Eukaryota; Fungi; Ascomycota; Eurotiomycetes; Eurotiales; Aspergillaceae. The transcript has 3 exons. Gene Ontology annotation, molecular function: oxidoreductase activity, acting on the CH-OH group of donors, NAD or NADP as acceptor. The coding region runs from base 1 to 759 and encodes 252 amino acids.